CCUCGUCCGGCCCCGCCCCGCCACGUGACCUCCCGUCAUGCCCCGCAAGCGGCCGUUCAGCGCGAAGCGGAAGAAGCAGCAGCUCCGCGAUCGGCGCGAACGGAAGCGGGGCGACCCCCCGCUAGGGCCGGACUCGGGCCCGGGCAGCCGCAGUGGGAGCCGGGAGCGGGACAGCGAUGCGACCCCCGUCGAAACGGGAGAUGCGGCUCCUCCCCCCCGCCGUUACGACCCCGGCAGGUUCCGGCUGCAGCUCGGGGGGCCGCGGGCCGAAGCCUUGGCGCGACGCCGACGCCGGGCUCAGGAGGAGCUGCUGGAGCUGCUGCCUGAAACCGCCCUCGAGCUGGACCCAGACGCCAUUUACGGCCCCGGGCUGGAUUUCCCCCGCCGCCCCGCCUGGAACUUCGCCAUGAGCCCCGAGGAGCUCCGGGCACGUGAGGAAGACUCUUUCGGGGCCUUCCUCCGCACUCUGCGGGAGAACCAAGGCCCUGGGGAGGGUGGCAGCAGCACCGAGGGGGGGGACGUGGCCCCCUUUGAGCACAACCUGGAGACGUGGCGGCAGCUCUGGCGUGUGCUGGAGAUGUCAGACAUCAUCCUCCUCAUCACGGACGCUCGGCACCCAGCGCUGAACGUGCCGCCAGCGCUGGCCGCCCACGUGACGCGGGAGCUGGGGAAGGGGCUCAUCCUCAUCCUCAACAAAAUAGAUUUGACCCCCCCGGCCAUCGCUAUCGCCUGGAGUCACCUCCUGCGGCGCCGCUUCCCCACUGCCCGCGUUGUCCCCUUCACCUCCGCCCCCCCGGCACGGCCCCACUCCACCCGGUAGGGACCUGGGUGGGGACUGCAGCGGCGGCAGAGGCGAGGGGGCGGCUGGAGCCGGGCGGUGGGACCCCGGCAGCUGCUGGAGGCCUGCGAGAGCAUGGUGGGGGGGGAAGUGGACCUGAGCAGCUGGCGGGCGCGGCUGGAGCGGAGCGGAGGCCCGCGGGGAGGAGGGGAGGAGGAUGAAGAGGAGGCGGGACCCGGCGGGGAGGCGGGGGACGAGGAUGAGGAUGGUGACGGCUCCGCGGCGGCCCCGCGGCAGUGGGAGCGCUACCGCCAUGGGGUGCUCACCCUGGGCUGCGUUGGGUUGCCCAAUGCUGGCAAGUCGUCAGUGCUGAACGCCCUGAUUGGCCGCAGCGCCGUCAGCGUCUCCCGCGCCCCUGGCCGCACCCGUUACUUCCAGACCCAUUUUCUCACCCCCCGCCUGCGCCUCUGCGACUGCCCCGGCCUCGUCUUCCCCUCCCGCGCCCCCCCCGCCCUCCAGGUGCUGGCAGGGGUGUACCCCAUCUCGCAGCUGCAGGAGCCCUACUCGGCCGUCGGGUACUUGGCCUCCCGCCUCCCGCUGCCGGCGCUCCUCAACCUGCGCCCGCCCAGCGCCGCCGCCGGCUGGACCGCCUGGGACAUCUGCGAAGCAUGGGCAGAAAAACGAGGGUAUAAGACGGCGAAAGCGGCUCGGAAUGACGUCUACCGGGCGGCCAACGGCAUCCUGCGGCUGGCGGCCGAGGGGCGGCUCCGCCUCUGCCUGCGCCCCCCCGGCUACGCCGCCCAGAAAGAUGUGUGGGAGCAGCACCCCGAAACAGCAGCGUUGGAGGAGCUGUUGGAGCGGGGGGGGCGGGGCCUGGAUGUCCAGGGCUCCGCCCUCCCUGGGGAGGGGUCGACGGAGGAGGAGGAGGAAGAGGAGGGUGACAGUGCUGAGGAGGCGGAGUCAGGGGAGGCCACACCCCCUGCCAGCACUGCCCCCAACCCCUUUGCUCUCCUGGGAGAAGAUGAGUGCUAGCCCCGCCCCCUCAGACCACCCAAUCAGAGGCCUGGAUCCCCACCACCACACUAAUGCCAUAUAUGGAAUAAAGGGAGGUUUAUUUCUGCA
Molecule: messenger RNA, 1900 nt
Organism: Phalacrocorax carbo (great cormorant)
Lineage: Eukaryota; Metazoa; Chordata; Aves; Suliformes; Phalacrocoracidae
Source: RefSeq, a predicted model, not a curated record